Messenger RNA from Anoplophora glabripennis (Asian longhorned beetle), 2169 nucleotides. Its product is annotated as excitatory amino acid transporter 1-like. Gene Ontology annotation, biological process: L-glutamate transmembrane transport. The transcript has 7 exons. Gene Ontology annotation, molecular function: glutamate:sodium symporter activity; L-glutamate transmembrane transporter activity; neutral L-amino acid transmembrane transporter activity. Gene Ontology annotation, cellular component: plasma membrane. The record is from RefSeq and is a predicted model, not a curated record. The coding region runs from base 482 to 1975 and encodes 497 amino acids. Lineage: Eukaryota; Metazoa; Arthropoda; Insecta; Coleoptera; Cerambycidae.
CUAGCCGUUAAUUUUUAAGUGUCAAACUAUAGUGAAGUAUUGGGAAUAACUAUAAUAAAGUGUGUAACGUUGUGGUGUGUUUGGAUCCUUAACACGUUUAAUUUAAUUCUACAAUACAUUUAUUUGUAUACGUCAAUUGAAUACAGCACAUUUAAUACCGAAUCAAGUCCGAAUAACAUUCAGUACAGAAAAAACUGAGCGAACUGGUAGAAGCGAUUGUGAAAGCUGACGAGACAGACAACAGAAUCGAACACGAAAGUCGGAUCCGGUGCCGAGGCAGGGAACUUUGUUUUCAACCACAACCGCCUAAAAGCUGAAGCGAGCGUUAGGCAACAUUUUGCGGCAACCUAAAGAUAAGUGAUAGUUCUACGAUUAUCUCAGGUGACAUUUACAACAGAGAGUUUUAACAGCGCAUAGACGUAGGUAUUUCCAAGUGUCUCGACCUCGCGCAGUGUGUUUAUCAACCUUCGGACGUACCGACAUGGCGCACCGUCACCACAACUUCGAAAUAGUCGAAGUCGACGAAAACCAACCGCCGCAGAACAAACGCCUGGCCUGCCUGAGGGCCAACGCCCUGACCAUCGCGACGGUCGUCGGGGUGAUCCUGGGCGCCGUCGUCGGGAUAGUGCUGCGACAGACCAAAGACCACUGGACGGAGAGGGAGAUCAUGUACAUUGGGUACGUGGGGGACGUGUUUCUGAGGAUGCUCAAGUCGCUGAUCCUGCCCCUCAUAGUAUCCUCCUUGGUGUCGGCCAUCGCGAGCCUGGACCUGUCGCUUUCCGGGAAGAUAGCGGCGAGGGCGAUCGCGUAUUACCUCACGACCACUUUCGCCGCCGUCAUUUUGGGCAUGGUGCUGGUGGUUACCAUCAGGCCGGGAGCCGGGCACAGCGCGGACGUCGGCGCGAGCUCACAGGAGGAAUCGAGGAACGUGACCACUGUCGACACGCUGCUGGAUCUAGUCAAGAACAUGUUUCCUCCAAAUCUUGUGGAAGCCUGCAUUUUUCAGUACCGUACAAAUUUAGUGGCACCAGACGACAACGAGACAGACCUCCACAAAUUCAGCAUCGAAACAGAGACGGUACAAACGAUGAACAUCCUGGGCUUGGUUGUCGCUUCUGCGGCGAUCGGAAUAGCCAUAGCCCAGGUGGGGGAGGAAGCGCAAACCAUAGCCAACUUCUUCCACAAUCUGAUGGCCAUAAUGAUGAGGAUCACCACCUGGAUAAUCACGCUGUCGCCGGUCGGUAUCAUGUUUCUGGUGGCCGCUGAGGUUUUGGAAAUGGACGACAUUGCCUCGGUGAUGAGCAGCCUGGGGAUGUACUUCGUAACGGUGUGUGUCGGAUUGUUCUUGCAGGGAUUCGUCGUGCUGCCCCUGUUAUAUUUCGCUCUGACGAGGAAGAAUCCCGUUAGAUUCGUUACCAACAUAGGGCAAGCCAUCGCCACGGCCUUUGGUACAGCGUCCAGUUCCGCCACCUUGCCGCUAACAAUAAAAUGCCUAGAAGAAAACUUAGGCAUCGACAAAAGAAUAGCCAGAUUUGCCCUCCCAAUUGGAGCGACCAUAAACAUGGACGGCACUGCUUUGUACGAAGCAGUGGCGGCUAUCUUCAUAGCUCAAGUUAGGAACGUCCCAAUGGACAUCGGAACUCUGGUGGCAAUCAGUAUAACCGCCACUGCUGCCAGCAUUGGCGCCGCUGGGAUACCCCAGGCCGGGUUGGUGACCAUGGUUAUGGUUUUGGACACGGUGGGACUGCCGGCUGAGGACGUCAGUCUGAUUCUAGCUGUUGACUGGCUGCUAGACAGAUUCCGGACAGCAAUCAACGUGAUGGGUGACGCUUUUGGAGCCGGGAUUGUGAACCAUCGAAGCCAGAAGGAAUUAAACCAAAUUAAGAAGGACUCUCCACGUGCCUCUGUAGAAGAGAAAAUAAGACCAAUAGAUACGGAAAAAACGAAUCACGUCUCUCAAGAAAGCACCGAAUAAACGACAGAAAUAAAUAAAUUAGUAACAAUAGCUUAUAAAGGAAGGAAUAUUCCAAGUUUUUAUUCAACCUGGUGCCAUUUUGGUUUGUUUUAUCGUUAAACAUAAGUAAACAUACGUAUUUUUAAAUGUAAUUUUUGUAUACAUAUGAGAAUAUAUUUUCUAUAUUAAUAUAGGUACUUCUAUUGACACAUGUA